AUGAUCAGAGGUUUUGGCAUUCCUGAAAACGAUGUAGCAUACUGGGCCGGAAUCACCUCGGCCGUCUUCUCCUUCGCCCAAAGCUUCACGGCCGUCCCCUGGGGAAGGGCCUCGGACAACAUUGGCCGCAAGCCUACCAUCAUUCUUGGUCUGUUCAGUACCAUGAUAUGCUUCUUGAUCUGGGGGCUCGUCGAUAGCUUACCCAUGGCUAUCUUUGUUCGUGCCAUUCAAGGCGGUGGUAACGGAAAUGUUGGAAUUUUGAGGACAAUGGUGGCCGAAAUGGUUCCUGAAAAGGAACUGCAGCCCAUGGCCUUCUCCAUCAUGCCUCUGGUUUGGUCGCUUGGAUCCAUCUUUGGCCCGGCAUUUGGAGGCUUCUUUGCGAACCCUGCCCAGAGGUUUCCUUCCCUCUUUGGAGGUGUUCCUUUCUGGGAAAAGUAUCCGUUUGCGCUUCCCAACUUGAUCGGCGCGGGCGUCUUCCUUAUUUCCAUCACAAUAGCGACCCUGUUUCUCAAAGAAACCCUCGAGCACAAGCGCCACCAUGAAGACUGGGGCCUGCUUCUCGGGAGGAAGCUUUCUCGAGCUUUCAAAGGAGGCCGUCGCCAGCGCCGUGCCUCGUUUGUGGACGGAGAGGCUACAGCCCCUCUAGUCCCGACGAAGCGCAUCAAACAUCACCCUGUCAAUCCAAAGACCUACCGCCCUGGUAUGAAGGAGGUUUUCACCACGCAGUCCAGUAUUGGUCUGCUUGCCUAUACCUUUCUCGCCCUUCAUUCCGUCGCUUAUGAUCAGGUGCUCCCCGUUUUCCUCAAUUACCCUGCCGUCGAACAUACCCCAGAGAACACGAAACUCCCCUUCCGCUUCACUGGCGGCUUCGGCCUUGGAUCGAACACGAUCGGAACCAUCUUUACCGUCUACGGUGUUGCCUGCGGUUUCAUCCAGUUUGUCAUCUUCCCACCCCUCUGCAAGAAGUUUGGUGCAUUGUCUUGCUAUCGUGCCUGCUGCUUCCUCUUCCCCACGGUUUACCUUCUCACCCCUUUUACCGUCCUUAUCGAUAACCCCACUCUGCGCUAUACCACCCUCCUCAUCGUCAUGUGCUUGAAAGCUUUCGCCGUCAUUAUCGGCUUCCCUUGCAUGACCAUCAUCCUCACCAACUCAUGCACCUCCCUGAGCAUACUGGGGACUCUCAAUGGCUUCGCGACUACUUUUAGCGCCAUUGGCCGCGCCGUUGGGCCCGCUCUGGCCGGUGCCGCAUUCUCUUGGGGUGUCCGUCGCAAUUUCGUCGCUGCUUCUUGGUGGUUCCUCUUCGCUGCUUCCGUCAUCGGCUCCAUUCCCGCAUGGUACCUUGUCGAUGGUGAAGGGCCUAGCAGAUCCACAGACAGCAGUGAUAUCGAAGAUGAAGAUGAUGGGGAUGACACCACUGCGGCCAGCUCGGCUCUCCUGUCUGACUACGAGGAUGAGUCUCCGUAUACAGCUGAGUACAAUGACGAUGACGUUGAUCACCAUGAUGAUGUUUUGCCCCUCUUGAAGGACCAUGAGCGCGGCAGCAGCCCUUAUCGCUCUACAAACUAA
Parascedosporium putredinis is the source of this 1566-nucleotide messenger RNA. NCBI's taxonomy places the organism in Eukaryota, Fungi, Ascomycota, Sordariomycetes, Microascales, Microascaceae. The record is from the annotation of a GenBank genome assembly.